AGAGAGACAAGUAUGCGUGCGUGUGUUUUGUUGACUGAGCAAAACAGGCGGUAAAUGCCGUCUGUAUUAUGUUAAUCAUUUUGUAUUAAAUAUUUAAUCUUUUGAAUGCGCGUUGAACAAUCAACCCAACAAUACAUCCACAAACCAACCACAACCCACAAACAAGCCUGCUGCUUCUGCUUCUGCACUUUCUUGGUAAUUUAACACUCUUUCUUUCUCAAUCGAUUUCUCAAUCGUUUUUUCAUCUUUCAUUUUCCAAAAUUUCCAUACUUCAAUACAGUCCUAGUCUAAUCGGUACCCAUAGCACUGAGCCCAAAGCCUUAGCCUUUCUGGGUUUUUCUCACUUUUUCAUCUUUCAUCAAAGAAUUGGAGAUUCUUCUGCAAAUUCGAAAUUUUGGAUUGAAUUUGGGGAUAUGGGUAAAUUUGAAUUUGUCAAAAAAUAGCAUUUUUGGGGGUUUUUCCCGAGUGUUGUAUAUAGGGUGAAUAUUGAAUGUUUGUGAGGUGAAGUGGGUAUAGGGUGAAGUAUGAGUUCUUUGGAAGGUGAAUUAUGGAUAGUUGAUUCUUUGGUUUAGAUUCUUUGUGAUGGAGUUGGGUAAAGAAGGAGGUUUUGUGAAGGUUUGGAUUGGUUUUGGCCCUUUGGGGUGGUGAAUUUUGCUUGUGGAGGAGGGUUUUGUGUUUUGUGGGUGUUAGUAUAUUUGUUUCUAGUUCAACAUGGGUUUAAUAUGUACCAAGCCGUCGGCAGUCGAAGAUAGCCGGGAAAGCCCACCAAAAAGGACAUCUUCGAUUUCGAGCCGGCGCCACUCCGAGCUUAAGGUUUCGCGAUUCGGUUCUUCGAAAAGAGAGGAUCCAGUUUGGAUUAAAGAUAGAUUGGGUGGUGGUGGGGAUGUAAAAGUUAUGUUGGUGGAUAAGAAAGUCAAUGGUUCAAUGCGAUCAUAUGAUCAGACUAAGAGUAAGAAGAUAGACAGGGCUGAGGCUACUUUUCUUGAUCAUCUGGGUUCGGGAAGAAUUCCCAACGCUGCGGUGGCCGAGCAAACAGCGGCAGGAUGGCCAGGUUGGCUCGCUGCGGCAGCUCCUGAAGCUAUCAAUGGAUGGAUACCACGACGCGCUGACACGUUCGAGAAGUUAAAUAAAAUCGGCCAAGGAACUUAUAGUAGUGUUUACAAGGCUCGCGAUGUCACGAAUGAUAAAUUUGUUGCUUUGAAAAAAGUCAGGUUUGAUAAUCUCGAUUCUGAGAGUGUCAAGUUUAUGGCAAGGGAGAUCCUUUUCUUGCGCAGGCUUGAUCAUCCCAAUAUAAUAAAGUUGCAUGGAUUGAUCACAGCACGGUCAUCUAGCAGCUUGUACCUUGUUUUUGAGUAUAUGGAACAUGAUCUUACAGGGCUUGUAUCACGCCCAGGCACUAAGUUCUCCGAACCUCAGGUGAAAUGUUACAUGCAGCAACUCUUAAGUGGUCUUAAUCACUGUCAUAGCCAUGGUAUUUUGCAUCGUGACAUAAAGGGGUCAAAUCUUCUUCUUGACAACAAUGGCAUCUUGAAAAUUGCCGACUUUGGCUUGGCAAGCAAUUAUGAUCCUCGUCACAAUGUUCCAUUGACAAGCCGCGUUGUGACUCUUUGGUAUCGACCUCCAGAACUUUUACUUGGAGCCUCUAAAUAUGGUGUUGCUGUGGAUUUAUGGAGCACUGGUUGCAUACUAGGAGAAUUGUAUUCUGGAAAGCCUAUCCUGCCAGGAAAAACAGAGGUUGAACAGUUGCAUAAGAUUUUCAAGCUCUGUGGUUCACCAGCUCAGGAUUAUUGGCGUAAAUUGCACUUACGAAAUUCAACAAUGAUCAAGCCUCCUCAACCUUAUAGAAGAUGCGUGGCAGAGACUUUUAAGGACCUUCCUGCUUCAGCUCUGCAGCUUAUGGAAAUUUUACUUUCUCUUGACCCUGCUGAUCGAGGAACUGCUGCAAUUGCUCUCAAGAAUGAGUUCUUCACCACAAAGCCUUUUCCUUGUGAUCCUUCAAGUUUGCCCAAGUACCCACCCAGCAAAGAGAUUGAUGCCAAAUUGCGAGAAGAAGAAGCUAGAAGGCAAGGAGCCAGUGGAGGAAGGGGUCAGAAGGUAGACCUGGGCAGGAGAGCACAAGCUGUAGCAGUUACAGGAACAAAUACUAACUCCGAGUCCAUUGCGUCAUUGCAGAGAGGACAAGGCCAUUCCAACCCAAAGAUCCGAAGUGAAAUAUUCAACCCUCAUAGGGGGGAAACCCUUUCUGGUUUUCUGGUUGAUCCACCCAAACAUUUGCGAAGCGAUAAAGACGCUAGAAAAGAUUUCGCAGAGCAGCAUAAUAUGAGGGCUUCAGUUUCAGGACCACUAAUCCAUGAACCUGGACGGGCUAAGUCUGGAAGGGAACACAAUGAUUCUUUUUUGAGUUCAAAUAGAACCAACUUGUCGAAAUUAUCUGGUUUAGUAAUGGCUAGGACUGCGAUGUCCGACAACCAACAAGAAAAACCUGGUCCCUCAGGACCAGAAACAAUAAAGCCAGUAGGCAGAUUUCCGGGGUCAUUUGAUCAGGAGGAAUCCGCAAAAAAGCAGGAGUGGAUGCAUUACACACAGAGAGUUAGCAGUUCUCGUCAGAUGGAAGAUGAGACGGCCUCUAUUAAGGAACCAAAUAUGCAUGGUCGUGGGCGCAAGGGAAACAAAAUUUACAUGUCUGGUCCAUUAUUUGCAUCUUCAAACAAUGUGGAUCGGAUGCUUAAAGAACAUGACCGCCAGAUCCAAGAAUAUGCUCGGCGUGCUCGAUUUGAGAAGAGCAGACCUGGGACGCAAGUGACAGAAAAUCCAACCUUUUCUUCCAGACAUCGAGCUGGAUAAGCUAUGAAAUUACACAUUUCUAUUCAUGGUCUUCUUGGAGCUGGAUUCCUGGAACCCCAUGACAUCGGCAUACCACACAUACACAACACAGAGAGAGACGCUCUUCCCUGUACAGUAAAUACUUUCUUCAGUCCCAUACUAUAUUACCAGUUAGUAAAUGAAACAUCAGAUGGCCAAUUUUGAAGUGGAUUUUUCAUUAGAACAUACUCUAUGUAUACUUAACCAGUAUUCAAGUCCGAGUCCCUCUCGAAGCCAUGUUAGGAUGAAUCUAUUGUUGUCUGCACCAAAUUUAUUCGUCGUACAUACCGUUGAAAAAAAAAUCUUGCUAAUGUAAAUUAAUGUCUCCAUUUUA
Molecule: messenger RNA, 3196 nt
Organism: Pyrus x bretschneideri (Chinese white pear)
Lineage: Eukaryota; Viridiplantae; Streptophyta; Magnoliopsida; Rosales; Rosaceae
Product: probable serine/threonine-protein kinase At1g54610
Exons: 8
Coding region: 712-2844 (710 amino acids)
Biological process (GO): positive regulation of transcription elongation by RNA polymerase II; protein phosphorylation
Cellular component (GO): nucleus; cyclin-dependent protein kinase holoenzyme complex
Molecular function (GO): ATP binding; cyclin-dependent protein serine/threonine kinase activity; RNA polymerase II CTD heptapeptide repeat kinase activity
Source: RefSeq, a predicted model, not a curated record